AUGGAUUCCCCUGGUAGAAGGUCUGGAUCUGCCAUGUCGCUGAGGAAGCUAGGGCUGGUUGUGGCAAUAUUCUUUUUCAUGAUGGGAACAACGGUCGUGGUUCUCUACAAAUACCUGAAUGCCAAGAGCUCUGGAGGUACAGAACAAAAGCCCGAAGGCGCCUUCGGAAUUCCACUGCGAAAAGAAUCGAGUAGGCUGAGACCCAAUGGAGGCGAGCGAAUGAGCAUUCUUUCCAUGGAUGCGGAGCAUGUACGGAGACUGUUUGAUGUGCUUUUCGAAGAUAUUAACAAUGCAAAAGAAGCAUAUGAAGACAUCAUGAAUCUUCUGGAAGAGUACAAGGUCAAGCGCGGGAUAAGCAAGAAAACAAAGUCGUUUAUUGACAUGCUGCUGAGCUUUUUGAAGUCGGCUCCUGGAACCGAGUCGGAAGACAUCAAGAUCCUUAAGUCAUUGGCUAAUAUAGUCGCCAAACACUAUUUGAAGAAAUAA
This is a messenger RNA of Encephalitozoon cuniculi GB-M1, 486 nucleotides long. RefSeq lists its product as uncharacterized. The coding region runs from base 1 to 486 and encodes 161 amino acids. The transcript has a single exon. NCBI's taxonomy places the organism in Eukaryota, Fungi, Microsporidia, Unikaryonidae. The record is from RefSeq and is marked provisional.